Molecule: messenger RNA, 1137 nt
Organism: Exserohilum turcica Et28A
Lineage: Eukaryota; Fungi; Ascomycota; Dothideomycetes; Pleosporales; Pleosporaceae
Exons: 2
Coding region: 1-1137 (378 amino acids)
Molecular function (GO): iron ion binding; heme binding; monooxygenase activity
Source: RefSeq, a predicted model, not a curated record
AUGUCUCACCUGAAUGGCCCAUUGUUCUCAGAAGCGCAAAAGGCCAUCCACGAGGCAUUGGGUGAGAGUUCAGAGUUCAAUGAGGUCAAUAUACACGCGAAGCUCUUGCGCGUCGUUGCCAUUGUUUCUGGGCUUGCAUUUGUUGGGCCAGAUAUCUGCCGCGAAGAAGAGUAUCUCACCAACAGUAUCAUGUUCACCGUCGACCUGUUUUCUGCGGUUGCGGCAUUGAAAAGUUGGCCAAAUUUUGGCCCUGUACGCCGAAUUGCGAGUUUUUUCAUUCCCCAAAUGAAAAGGCUGAAGGAGCAUAGAAAACGAUCGAUUGCCUACCUAGUGUCGGUAGUCCGCAAGCGGCGCGCCGCCACGAGUACUAUGCCGAAAGAAAAAAGACCGAAAGACAUGCUUCAAUGGCUUAUAGAAAAAGCAGGAAACUUUCAUGUCAAGGAUGACGAGGAUAUCGCAAUGGUCUUAAUCUUGUUGGGCGUUGCUGCAAUUCAUACGACGACCAUGGCCAUGACACAGACAAUCUUCGAUCUUAUUGGAUACUGUCCCGGAGUGAUUGAUCUACUCCGUGACGAAAUUCAAUCUGUCCACGCUGCACAUCACGGAAUCAUCAAUACCGAAGCGCUGUACCAGAUGAAACUUCUUGAUUCCGUUAUGCGGGAAUCACAGCGCAUCAACCCGACCAAUGUAAUGCGAAUGCAGCGAUGUGUUUUACAAUCAUUCCAUCUAUCUGAUGGUACCAAAAUUCCGGCCAAUUUCGACAUCGCCGUGCCCGCCCUUCCAGUCAACUUGGACGAGUCUAAGUACCCAAAGCCAGAUCAAUUCGAUCCUUAUCGUUUCGUCAAUCUAAGAUCUGGCGUCAAGAACGAUCCUAUCGGCUAUGCUAGUCGUGAACAGUACCAGUUCAUUAGUGUAACCAAGGAGAACAUGGCAUUUGGUUUUGGACAGUCAGCCUGCCCUGGGCGCUUCUUUGCUGCCAAUGAAAUGAAACUGCUCUUUGUGCGAUUACUAAUGGACUAUGAUAUCAAGAUGCCCGAGAACAUCGAGGGUAGAUAUCCAAACAUUAUUCGUGGAACGUCGAUUACAGCUAAUGCGUCCAAGCCAAUUUUACUGCGAAGGCGAAAAUAUGGUCUUUAG